AUGACAGAGCAACGCCCACGCGCAGAGAGCAGGAGCCAGACUGCUCCCAGCCUGAUUGGCACCAACGGCCACUUUGCGUCUGUGGGAAAUGCCGCGCACGAUCCCAAGGCUUACGAGCAUGGCGUGCAGGUAAUUGAUGGGGAUAAGGAGUUCAAUCCUAAUUUGUCAAAAUACCUCUCGCUCGAAGAUGUUACGAAUGCCGGUUUCAAUUAUCAUCUGAUAUCCGUCUUCGGAUCACAAUCAACCGGCAAAUCAACGCUGUUGAACCACCUCUUCGGCACCCAAUUCUCGGUGAUGUCUGAUAGAGAGCGAAGGCAAACGACGAAAGGUAUCUGGAUGUCGAAAAACAAGACUAAGCAUGACAGCCCCGAUGAACGUAUGGCCGAAAAUAUCUUGGUCAUGGAUGUCGAAGGCACAGAUGGCCGUGAGCGAGGUGAAGACCAAGAUUUUGAACGUAAAAGCGCCCUUUUUGCGCUAGCGACAAGCGAAGUGUUGAUUGUCAACAUUUGGGAACACCAAGUCGGGUUGUAUCAGGGUGCCAACAUGGGGCUGUUGAAGACAGUAUUUGAGGUGAAUUUGCAAUUGUUCCUCAAGGAUAAGAGCACGACCCAUCGCUCUCUCCUUUUCUUCGUCAUCCGUGAUUUCAUGGGCACUACGCCAUUAAUAAAUCUGGAAAAUACCCUCCUUGAAGAUUUGUCUCGAAUUUGGGCGUCGCUAUCGAAACCCAAGGGUUUAGAGCGCUCAACCAUUCAUGACUAUUUUGACUUUGCAUUCUAUGGUCUCCCACACAAGGGAUACAAGCCCGAGGAAUUUAUAGCCGAGACAAAGAAGCUUGGAACGCGGUUCCGCGAAGGUCGAAAGGAUCGCAAAGAGCAACUUGUCGGCUCAUCUGUGGGAAACGGGAUAUUCUUGCCAGAGUAUCACCGAAGAAUCCCUGCUGACGGUUUUGCACACUAUGCCGAGGGCAUUUGGGGUCAGAUUGUUAACAACAAAGAUCUAGAUUUACCUACACAGCAAGAGCUAUUAGCUCAGUUCCGAUGCGAUGAGAUUUCCAGAGAAGUCAUCAUAGCGUUUGAUGAAGCAAUCGUUCCUUUCGAAGACAAGCAAGUUGCGGGUGUCCGUGCUGGUGCACCGCUUAUCAUCGGUGGAUUGGGCGCAGCUAUGCGGAAUGCGAGGAUGAAGGCCACCAAGAACUUUGAAACAGAGGCUAGUCGCUAUCACAAGGGUGUCUAUCAACGAAAACGGGCUGAGCUGGAGGGCAAACUUGACACCAGAUUAAAAGGACUUUUCCAAGGUCAGCUCAGUGCAGCUCACAAAUCAGGAGUCAAAGACUUCAGCGACGCUGUAUCCAACGCUGUCAAGGCCGGUCAAAAGAGGGGUGCAAGCUAUGACUUUGCAGAAAUUGUCAAGCAGGAAACUAAAGCUGCUCUUGAAAGAUUCGAAAAGGAAGCUCGCGCGUCUGUUGUUGAAGGCACCACAUGGAGUAAUUAUAAGCAGGAGCUAAGUUUGUACAAGAAAGAUCUUGCAGAGAUCAGUGGACAAUUGCGACGUGACGAGAUGCGGCGACUUGCUACAAGAGUGGAGCGAUGGGUACGUUCUCGUCUCUCAGACUCGGUUAGCUUGGAAUUCAACUCGCUUGGCUCUGGACGAGGCGGCUCUGGUGCACCGGAAACUGGAGACAAGCCCGUGGAGAAGCAGAUAUGGGACCGCAUUUGGAAUCUCUUCGUCGAGACUGUUCUGGAUGCAGAGCGGCGAUUCACCGACCGUGCCACAAGCUUUGAUGCUAGCGUUGACGAAGUGGACGUUGGCCUUUGGCGGCUCCGGAGAAAGUCCUGGGGUGUCUUGCGUACCAAAGUUGAAGAGGAAAUGAUGGAAGGCAACCUGUUAUUAAAGCUUCGUGAAAACUUUGAGGACAAAUUCCGUUAUGACGAAGCGGGCGUACCGCGUAUAUGGCGCCCGACAGACGACAUUGAAGGACUCUAUACUCGAGCUCGCGAGUCUACUCUCACAUUGAUUCCUCUCUUGUCAAAGUUCCAUCUGGCAGAAACCAAUUCUCCACCUCCACUCGAUCGUUGGGUUGGCCACACUCCCAGUUCGGCCACUGCUGCCGAUGAAGAAGAUCUAACACCUAUCGGAGGCGUGGAUGAAGACGAGGGGAAAUCUCUACAAGAGGAGGUCACCAUCCUCAACGACGCUAAGCGUCAGGAUCUGACUGUGCGCUUCAAAAAGGCUGCCGAUGGGGUUUAUGUCGAAGCCAAGCGUAGUGCUAUCGGCGGCAUCACGCAGGUUCCGCUCUACUUUUAUGGGCUAUUACUUGCACUUGGUUGGAACGAGAUCUGGGCUGUCCUCCGCAACCCGGCAUACUUCUUCCUCCUUUUCGUGUGUGCAGUCGGCGCAUACAUCACCUACCAACUCAAUCUCUGGGGACCCAUCCUGAAAAUGGCAGAUGCAGCGUCAAGACAAGCCCUGGAGGAGUUGAAGAAACGACUACGCGAGUUUCUGGAAGCGUCCGAUACUGGACGUCAGGCUAUUGCCAUGUCUGCAAAUGCUAAGAACACGACUUCAUGGCGAGGUGCAGAAGAGUAUGAGAUGAGCUCCUUGAACAGAGGAGGAAAGAAGGUUGACGAAGAUGAUGAGAACGAUGACAUCUAG
Messenger RNA from Talaromyces atroroseus, 2652 nucleotides. RefSeq names its product Protein sey1. The coding region runs from base 1 to 2652 and encodes 883 amino acids. Gene Ontology annotation, molecular function: GTP binding; GTPase activity. Lineage: Eukaryota; Fungi; Ascomycota; Eurotiomycetes; Eurotiales; Trichocomaceae. Gene Ontology annotation, biological process: endoplasmic reticulum membrane fusion. The transcript is spliced from 4 exons. Gene Ontology annotation, cellular component: endoplasmic reticulum. The record is from RefSeq and is a predicted model, not a curated record.